GCCGCGAUGGAAACUGCACAUGGACACCUCGGCCCGCGGUAGACAGUCGGAGGCUGCUCCAGCCCUUGUGCCGCCGCCCAGCCCAGCCCAGCUUCAGUCUAGCACAGUGUAGGAAGCCAGGUGCUGGUUUAAACCGAAGAUAAGACACAAAAAGCUGGAGGAACUCAGCGGGACAGUCAGAAUUUCUGGAGAGAAAGAAUUCGCAUGACGUUUCGGGUCGAGACCCUUCUUCAGACUGAUGUCAGGGGAGAGGGAGAUACGUAGAUAAGGAAGUGUAAGGUGUGAAAACAGGACAAAGGCACACAGCCCAGCCCAGCUCACCCCAGCCCGUCUCAGAGCGUCCCAGCCCAGCCCGGCAACUUUCCGUGCCGACCUAUGGCAGUCAGUGACAAGCCAUGGCCAAGCGCAGCUCGCUGUUUCUUCGGAUAGUCGAAGGGAAGAAAUUACCAGCCAAGGAUCUAACAGGAAGCAGUGAUCCAUACUGCAUUGUAAGAAUUGACAACGAGACAAUAAUCAGAACUGCAACAAUAUGGAAGACCCUGUCUCCCUUCUGGGGCGAGGAGUACAAUGUCCAUCUGCCCAGCACCUUCCACUCCAUUGCCUUUUACGUGAUGGAUGAGGAUGCGAUCAGCCGUGAUGACGUUAUUGGGAAAGUGUUGAUUGCCAAGGACGUUCUUACUGCCAACCCAAAAGGUGUGGACGGUUGGAUGUCCUUGAGUGAAAUUGAUCCAGACGAGGAAGUCCAAGGGGAGAUCCAUCUUCGGAUCGAAAUUUGCAGCAAUGGGUCAACAUCAAAGCUGCGCUGCCAUGUGUUUGAAGCAAGAGACCUGGCUCGGAAGGAUUUGAAUGGAGCCUCGGAUCCCUUUGUCAGAGUACAGUACAAUGGGAAGACCCAGGAAAGCUCUGUUGUGAAAAAGUCCUGUUACCCGCGUUGGAACGAGGUCUUUGAUUUUGCUCUGGAUGAUUCUGUGACAGAGAACACGUUAUAUGUGGAGGUGUGGGACUGGGACCUGGUCAGUAAAAAUGACUUCCUGGGAAAGGUGGCAUUCAACGUUAACAAGCUCCAGAUGAUCCAGCAGAAGGAAGGCUGGUUCCUGUUGCUUCCUGAUAAGGCAAAGAGGAAUGAGACUGAGGGAGCCCUGGGUUCGCUGCGUCUACAGCUGCGACUGCGGGAUGAGAGCGUUCUUCCUUCCAGUUACUACCAGCCCCUCACAGAGCUACUACUCCAGUCCACGACAACCAACAAUGGUGAAGAAGGGAACUUGCUGGCAAUGAUCGAUGAGCUCACCACCACUGAGAACAGGCAGGAGGUCGCAACCAAUCUGGUUAAACUCUUCCUGGGACAAGGGCUGGCAAAACACUUCUUAAACUUUGUCAUUAAGUUGGAGCUGGAUAGAACAACCGAACUAAAUACAUUGUUCCGAAACAAUUCUUUAGCUUCCAAAUCUAUGGAAUGUUUUUUAAAGGUGGCGGGGAUGCAAUAUUUGCACAAUAUCCUUGGACCAACCAUACACCGGGUGUUUGAAGAGAGAAAGUACGUGGAACUGGAUCCCAACAAACUGGAGUUCAAGGAAGCAGGUUGUUCAGGUCUCCACCGGUGCCAGACUGAGGCAGACAUAAUCCAGCAGAGCGCGCAGUGUCUCCAGUCCUACCUGACGGAACUGAUUGAAGCCAUUGUGAGCUCAGUGGAACAGUGCCCCUCGGUGAUCCGGGCCACCUUCAGAGAUCUCUUCAGAAGUGUGGGGGCAAGAUUCCCACAGGAUCGCUACCAGAACAUCAAGUAUGUGGCAGUCACAAGCUUUCUGUGCCUACGGUUCUUCUCACCAGCCAUCAUGUCUCCCAAACUGUUCUACCUUCGCCCCAAGCACCCAGAUGCACGGACCAGCAGGACGUUGCUGCUUCUGGCUAAGGUGAUCCAGAGUAUUGGCAACAUGGAUGCCAAUGAAGCUCGUGGAAAGGAAAUUUGGAUGGCACCAUUGCAGAACAAUAUUCAACAAGGGGUCACAUUAUUUAAAGAAUUCAUCAUCAAGUUAAUCGACAUUGAGGAGGAUCAAGAGCUGGAUUGUCAAAAGCGAGUGGCACUGCAAACAUCCACCAUCAAAGAAGGAUACCUGCUGAUGCACCGAGCCAAGGAGAGAGGCAUCCUCACGUCAUCUCACUUCAAAAAGCAUUAUUUUUGCUUGAACUGUGAAGCAUUGUGUUAUGCCAAAAUGCCAAACGCAAAGAACAGCGCAUUUAUUCCACUCUCCAAGAUCAUAGCCAUAGAGAAGGUGGACGAGAAGUGUUUUGGCAGCCCGUAUGUCAUGCAGAUCAUUUCAACGGACGGCAGAAGACAAUUUGAGAUCAUGUACUUGCAGUGCAAGAACGUGAAUGAAUUGAAUCAAUGGCUAUCCUCUUUACGGAAAUACUGUGUCAGCAAUAAACAAAUGCUGAACUCUUAUCAUCCUGGCGUGUUCAAAGGGGAGAAGUGGAGCUGCUGCCACCAAAAGGAGAAAACAGCUCCAGGGUGCGACAAAACCCAUUUUGGUGUGACACUCCAGGAGUGGAAUGAUCCUCUUAAUCCUGACUUAGAAUCUCAUCUGAUAUUCAGGCAACUGCUUGCAAUCAGGGGCAUGUUGACACAAAAAUACUUGGAAUGCAAAGGGAGGAGAGACACUACAGUCCCGAUCAGUUCUAAUGAAGGGUCCAAUACGGUGGAGAUCCCAAACAAACUCUUCCAGAUCAUCCAGGACCUGGAGCAGGCUCAACGGAGUUUUGAACGUUGGGAGACGUCACUGAACAAGAACAUGUCUGUCGAACUGCUGACAUAAUUUUAGCAGAAGAGGAAGUACUUGGGCUUGAUCGGAUGAAUGUUCCAAUUUCAUAAAAUAUUUUUAUUACUAUAUUGCAGCAGUAUUUAUAUCUCCUUGCAUUAAUAUUUGGCUCAGACAUUCUUAUCUGUUUUGAAUUAUGCAAAACAUAGUCCUUGGCAAAAAAAAAAUCUGUAAAUGUGUACUUUCUGUAAUUAAUCUAAUUGAAUUGUUUUGUAAAUGUAUUUGUGUCCCAUUGCACAUUGACGGAGUUCCUUACACUGCAGAACUGACUGGUGGCUUCCAAUUGAAGAGUCACGUGGUCACCAUGUUGCCAAUGUGGCCGCUGUACUCCGUGUCAUAGGCAACAAGACCUUCAGGGCCAUUCAACAAACGUCCGGCCAAUACCAGAUUCCUCACUCCAGGCGAACUACAGCUGCUCGUAUUGAAGUGAGACAUCGUCUGAUUGGGAGCAUCAGAUAUCCCAGACUCGCCUUCAAUUUGGAUGGCCCUUAUUUUCUUGACAAAAGAACAAACUUUUCGGUACAAGUGCAGACCAAAGUGCAUCCCAUACAUGAGAUCCAUGAAACUCCACUUACAUAGAUUGAAGGAAUUUCUCUUAACGGGAAAAGUGGAGUUUCUGCUCCUGAAAUCUUGGAUCCUGGAUCUUCAGCUCCCAUAGACUAGGUGAUCCCCUACUCCCUGGUAGAAUGUCUCCCAGCCUUCUGAUCCCAGUGUAUUUGGAGAUGUGCUUCCAAUUCAACAUUUAACUGUUUAAGUCCCAUUGUCAUUGGUGUAGAUUUGGACUCCUCAUUUGGUCCUCAAAUGCAUUUCCUCAUCCAUUUUCCUGGACAUUUUGGAUGGAAAUUACAAUGCUGCCUCAGACUUUGUUUUGUCCGACAUGCCUGUAGAUGUGGACCUGUUGACACUGGCUGCUGAAGGCAGUGCGGACCUCUCUACCGCUGCCCCACCCCCACGUCUGGGUUGAGAAAGGGGGUGGCAAAGAGCCAUGGUUCCUCUUCCAGGUUUCUGGACACAGUGGGAAUUGGCACCACCAACCACUGGCAGAAUAUAGAUGAAGAUUGCCUAUUUAGGUAAACUUUAUAUCAAAGUAAGUAAUCAAGAAAUGGUGUUUGGAUGCAGGUAACGGAUUAUAUUAGUUCAUUAUGCAGACAUUGUAUGUUGUCAGUAUAUGAUGUGGGAUAUAGACACUGCCAUCAGUACCAUAGUAUCUGGAUUAUAAUAGUCCAUGCAUCCUUCAAUAUCCAGCCUCACAUUAUGCAGUAUACAUUGUGAAAUCACAGCCCUCUAACAUUGCUUUCUACACACAUCAAACCACUGUAUUAUAGUCAGCUCAGACAAUCAGGCAACAUUAUAUAGGAAUGUCUAUGUUAUGACAAAUAGUACACACAGGCACAAUAUGUUGUAAAAUAGUUACUAAUAAUAUUUCAACUAUAUAUCAGUCACCUAUAAUAAGCACAGUUUAUGCAUUCACACAAAUCACACUUUGUUUCAGAUAUACAUUGGUAUAAUCUGGAAUGGCUACCAUGACUUAGAAUACCUUGCCUAAUCCUUCCGUGUUGUAUUAAACACAUCUUAGUGUGCAGCAUCCGAAGGAAUGGCAAUCAUUAUCUUCAGUGCUCGGAUAUCUUAUAAUAUUCUUCGGAAUCUAGCAGACCCAGCUGUCUGUCUGUCCAUUUACCUCCACAGAUGCAGCCUGACCAGCUGACCUCCUCCUACACUUUGUAUAGGAAGGAACUGCAGAUGCUGGUUUAAACCGAAGAUAGACAUAAAAACCUGGAGUAACUCAGCGGGACAGGCAGCAUCUCUGGAGAGAAGGAAUGGGUGACGUUUUGGCUUGAGACCCUUUUUCUCGACCCGAAACGUCACCCAUUCCUUCUCUCCAGAGAUGCUGCCUGUCCUGCUGAGUUACUCCAGCUUUUUGUGGCUAGUUUUUUGCUCAAUAUUUCAACAUCUGCAGUCUCUUGUGUCACCUUACUACCUCCUCUGUUCUAAGGAGUACAGUCCCAUUUUCUCCAAUCUAUCCACCUAAUGCAGUCCUUCAUCCUUUGUUUAAGAAAGAACGGCAGAUGCUGGAAAAAUCAUUUUGAUGAAAUUCUUCUGCACCCCUCCCUCUUUAUGUCUUUACAUCUUUUUCUUCUUAUUUCCCGUACGUGUUUUAUUCACCCUCGUUGCCUUUCCCAUCUCUCUAUAACCUCAAUUGCUUUUAUCGUCUGAGGUGAAUGGAGGACUCGAAUUGCCGUCCCUCCUGCAUUGCUGAUGCUGAUGUACCACUCACUGACAUCUGCACCACCACCGCCUGGGACCGAAGCUCUCACGCCGAGAACGUCCUGGAGCCACGUCCCACCUUUAGAAGAGAAAAACAAGGACCUGCAAGUGCUGGUUUACAAAAAAAGACACAAAAUGCUGGAGUAACUCAGCGGGUCAUGCAGCAUGCCUGAAAAACACCGAUAAGAGAAUCUGAAGAAGGGUCCCACCAUGAAACAUUGCCUAGUCUGAAGAAGGGUCUCAACCCAAAAUCUCGCCCAACCUAUGCUCUGGAGCCAUGUUCUCCAGUGAUGCUGCCUGACCCGCUGAGUUACUCCGCCACUUAUUGUCUUUUUUUUCCCCCCCCUUUGGAACAUUUAAUCACAUCCGUCUAUCAGACCAAGCUUUUGAUUUUCUGACCUUGUGUGGUUUGGUAUCAGAAUUGAUAUGAUAAUUGCUUUGGUGAGGCACCUUGGAAUGAUUAACUACGUUGUAUUCAUGUAUUGUAUUUUCUUAUUUAAUUGGACAGCACACAAACCAAAGCAUUUCACUGUAUCUUGGUACACAUGACAAUAAUAAACCAUUGCCAAUGGUA
Leucoraja erinaceus (little skate) is the source of this 5652-nucleotide messenger RNA. It is a transcript of the gene rasa4, whose product is annotated as RAS p21 protein activator 4. Bases 396 to 2810 code for a protein of 804 amino acids. Lineage: Eukaryota; Metazoa; Chordata; Chondrichthyes; Rajiformes; Rajidae. The transcript has 21 exons. Gene Ontology annotation, biological process: regulation of GTPase activity; intracellular signal transduction. The record is from RefSeq and is a predicted model, not a curated record.